Messenger RNA from Tilletiopsis washingtonensis, 1011 nucleotides. RefSeq names its product NADH:ubiquinone oxidoreductase complex I intermediate-associated protein 30. Bases 1 to 1011 code for a protein of 336 amino acids. The record is from RefSeq and is a predicted model, not a curated record. Gene Ontology annotation, biological process: mitochondrial respiratory chain complex I assembly; mitochondrial electron transport, NADH to ubiquinone. The transcript has 4 exons. Lineage: Eukaryota; Fungi; Basidiomycota; Exobasidiomycetes; Entylomatales. Gene Ontology annotation, cellular component: mitochondrion.
AUGACGUACCUCAACUCGCUCGCGGCGGCGCUCAGCCGCUCGCUCGACGUCGCCGUCUCGGCCACGCGCGCCGCCGUGCGCAUGGACGUGGCGCCCACGGCCCGCUCGCACGGCGCGCUGCCGCUCUACGCCCUCAAGCGGCCCGAGGACCUGCCGCACUUUGCCACGGGCGCCGACGCCGACAUCGGCGGCCUCAGCAGCUGCCGCCUCGUCCUCGACGCCGCCGACGGCGGGCGCGGACGCUUCUUCGGCACACUGAGCACGCAGAUCCCACGCGGCGGCAGGAUCGAGCGCAGUGGCUACGCUGGCUUCCGCAACAAGAACCGACCAACGCUCUUCGGUUCGCAGACGUGGGACGCAUCGCUGUAUCCCUUCCUGCUGCUGCGCGUGCGCAACCGUCUCCCAGUAUCCUCGCCCUCUCUCGCGACGGCGGCCGCCCGUCUUGCUGCCGCAUCGCCGCACUCGUCGGCGCUCGGCACUGCAGCCGACUCGAGCGACGUGCGCGACACGCGCGCGCUGCACGCGCUCGGCAUCGGCUUCCGCGAGCCCGAGCCGCCGGGGCCCAAGUUCUUCGUAAACGUGCAGACCGACGGCCCGGUCACCAGCGACCUGUUCCAGCACCGCCUGUGGCUGCACCCGACAAAUGAGUGGCAGGAUGUCGUGAUUCCCUUCUCAGACUUCGCCCUCACGAACACGGGCCAGGUCGCUUCGUCCCAGAUCCAGAUGAUGCGCGAGAAGAUCCGCACCGUCGGCAUCUCAGCUGUGCUGUCGAGCCCGACCCGGCCCUCUUCGAACCAGACGAGCGCCCAGGGCGUGUCGCCGCUGUCCAAGCGGCAGGUCGUCGACGAGGGAGAUGACUGGGGCCCGGACGGCGAGUUUCUCGCGCCCGAGGAGCUGGGCAAGCGCGGUGCCCGGCGUGGAGGCAGCUACAACUUUGACUUGGGCAUCGAAGGUGUCUGGGCUGUCGGGGAAGAUGCGCUCAGGGAACCUCCCCACGAGGGUCCGGAGUAG